AUGCCACGCCAUUUACGCUCGUUUUUUUGGGUAUUGGUGAUUGCCAUCAGUCAUUGUUCUUUCUUACAGCUGACGACACCGGUAGCAGGUGCAUCACAGGGGGAAGCAAAUGUUGACUACGAUGCCAUUUUGUUAGAGCAUAUGAUGGCACAAACUUUCACAGUCAGUGUUUUCACGGAGCGAUACGGCGUAUUCAAUGCAAGCCUUGUUCUUUCAGCUUCCUCUAAUUUCCCUGAACUCAUUCACGGUGAGCUCAUUCCCACUGGAACACAGAGGUUAGAAACGAAGGAGCAGCGGGGUUUGGAACAUUUUUCACACAACCGUUCGAUGCUUGGAGUCACGCCGCCACAGCAGGUUGCUAAUGCCCACCCCUCUCUGUUAAUCAUAAACAUUAAAAUGGAUUAUUCUGGGGCAUCGGCAGGAACCUUUAGUGCCUGGAGUCUCCCAGCAGCGGAUCGAGAAUUACAAACUCGUUUGACGACACUAGAUGAGAAAGAAAUAAAUCCAACGGUUUCAGCCAGUUUUUCCUUUCUCCCUGUCGUGACCGCUGCAAUUCCCUCUUCACUGAGCGAUAUCCAACUUGCUCCACGCAUGGCGAGUGGGACAGUCUCAAUGGAGGAUGGGAAGAAAGGAACCUUUACACUUAACUUUCUCUCGGACCAUGAGUUUUCUCUAAUAGUGAGAUUAGAGGGUGAUACUUCGUCUUUUGAUAACAUUUGGGCGCACGGGUACGCAAAACCAAAUGAUGUCUUAUUUCCUCGUCGUCCCCCGUAUAAACCCCCGGUUUGGCUCAUUUGGCUGAUGUCAGGUGCAUGGUUAUCGGUUGUCUUGUUUCAAGUUAUUAGUUAUUGUUAUUCUAACGAUCAUUCUGUGCAACCGAAGCAAAUCGUCCGUGUGGCACCACCCGCCAAGGGCAAGAAGGUCAACUGA
Trypanosoma brucei brucei TREU927 is the source of this 930-nucleotide messenger RNA. RefSeq lists its product as hypothetical. NCBI's taxonomy places the organism in Eukaryota, Euglenozoa, Kinetoplastea, Trypanosomatida, Trypanosomatidae. Bases 1 to 930 code for a protein of 309 amino acids. The record is from RefSeq and is a predicted model, not a curated record. The transcript has a single exon.